AUGGAUUCCCCGGAGCUGCGGGUUUUGUUUCUGGAGACGCUGAAGCAGCUGCUGCAGCACCCCGCUGCCAGCAGCAGCAGCCGCCGCAGCAGCAGCAGCAGCAGCAGCAGCAGCAGCGGCAAGAGCUUGGGCGGCGCUGCGCUGCUGCUGCUGCUGCUGCUGCUGCUGGGCCCCCUCGUGAUGCGGCGGCCGCGGCAGCGGCAGCGGCAGAAGGCCGUGCGCAUGCCCGCGGGGCUGCUGGUUGCUUCGGGGGACCCAGCAGCAGCAGCAGCAGCAGCAGCAGCAGCAAACCAAGCAGCAGCAGUUUGGGACUGGCAAGCAGCACCUCCUGCAGCAGAAGAUGAACGCUCUUUUGACUUAGACGAAUUUGCCAUAGUCACAACACAUGACUCCCUCAGCGCUUCCCACGCAACUCUUGCUGCUGCGGGCUUGCCCUAG
Messenger RNA from Eimeria necatrix, 438 nucleotides. RefSeq lists its product as hypothetical. The transcript has a single exon. NCBI's taxonomy places the organism in Eukaryota, Apicomplexa, Conoidasida, Eucoccidiorida, Eimeriidae. The record is from RefSeq and is a predicted model, not a curated record. Bases 1 to 438 code for a protein of 145 amino acids.